UGGGGCUGCGGCGCCCGGGGGAGGGUUAGGGCGGGGGUCCGGGCUCGGGGUGCGCCCCAGCAGGCAGCUUGGCAGCUGGCGGAGCGCAGGCAGGAGCCCGGCCCGCCCGUCGGGGGCGGGCCGGGCGGCGCGCGUCCUUCCCAGUAGCUCGUCGCUCGCGUGUGCUCGUCGCGCGGACCCACUUCCCCACCGGUGCAUCCAGGGGGCGGAGCCGACCUGGAAACCUCUCCUGGGCCACUGCCCUUUGUAAGAAACUCACCUUCCAGAGCCCACCUGCACAGAACUGGCAGGGGACCCUCUUAGCCACAGAGAGAAUGGCGAUCUUCAGGCAACUGUCCCUAGGUGCAAAGGCCGCCCUGGCUGCUGGCACUGUCUUCGUGUCCAUGAUUGUCUCCCGCUCCUACCUGGCGGGGAGCCUUGAGCUCAAGGCCUGGCAUUGGUUGUUCCGCCUGCAGCUUGCCCUGUUUGCCAACUCGCUCAUGCUUAUUGGCUCCCUCUACAUCUGGCAUAGCACAGUCAGCAACCUCAGCCACUCGUCAGCCGCAGAGUCAGCCUGUUUUCGGCUUUGGAAGAUGACUAUUGUGGCAUUUCUGGUCCUGGCCCAUUCCAGUUUCUUCACCAUGCUCUUCUUAGUGGCCGAGGAACCCUACCUCUUUUCCUUGGCGGCCUACGCCUGCCUCGGGGCGUACAUCAUCAUGCUCUUCUUCCUCUGUACCCUCAGCGGUAUGGAGCAGGCCUACCAGCUUCUGGCCUGGCGCAGUGGCAGGGGCGUGGGCAGCCUUGACAAGGCGAGGAGGCUGGCCCUCAGGCCGGCACUGGCAGUGGUGGUGACCGCUGUGCUCAGCGUGGCCGGGCUUCUGAAUGCUGCCCAGCCCCCGGCCGUGAACACCGUGCAGGUGCCCAUCCAUCAGCUGCCUCCCUCGAUGGACAACCUCAAGAUGGCACUCCUCUCCGACAUUCACCUGGGUCCCACUGUGGGCAGGACCAAGAUGGAGAUGUUCGUGGGGAUGGUGAACCUGCUGCAGCCGGACGUCACAGUGAUCGUGGGCGACCUCUGCGAUUCGGAAGCCUCCAUCCUCCGGACCGCUGUUGCUCCCUUGGGCCAGCUGCACUCACGCCUCGGCACCUACUUUGUCACUGGGAAUCACGAGUACUACACAUCAGAUGUCAGCAACUGGUUUGCGCUGCUGGAAUCCCUGAAUGUCAGGCCCCUUCACAACGAGAAUGUGAAGAUUUCUGCCACGCGGGCCCAGCAUGGUGGUGGUGGUGGUGAUGGUGAGGAUGACUGGAUCUGCUUGGCGGGGGUGGACGACAUUGAAGCCAAUAUCCUGCACUACUAUGGCCAUGGCAUGGAUCUCGUCAAGGCCCUGGACGGCUGCAGCCCAGACCACACCACCAUCCUGCUAGCUCACCAGCCCCUGGCUGCCAAGAGAGCCCUUCAGGCUCGACCAGACAUUAACCUGAUCCUUUCUGGGCACACACACGCUGGGCAGAUCUUCCCCUUGAACGUUGCAGCCUAUCUCCUGAACCCCUUCUUUGCUGGUCUCUACCAAGUGGCCCAGACUACAUUCGUGUAUGUCAGCCCAGGCACAGCCCACUACGGGAUUCCCAUGAGGCUGGGCAGCAGGGCGGAGAUCACGGAGCUCAUCCUGCAGCGGGCUUCCUGAGCCCGGCCCUGCCCUGUAUGCCUCCUCAUCGCCCUUGCCCUUCACUCUCGACCCUCUUCAGAGCAGGUAGCCUGAUUUACCCCCUACAGCAUCUCCCGCCCAGCUCUGCCAGUACACGCCUGGUCACAAGCCUGGCUGGAACAGUGAUUUGUGGUGGGGCUGCUUGGCAGCGUCCGGCUGGCUGACUCUGUAGGUGGCCACUUGCUUUUCUUAUGCACUACAGUCACAUAUGUAAGAACAGGCCUCUCUUUUCGGAUGACAUUGUGUGGUAUAUUCCCUCUGGGGAGCUCACAGGGAUGAACCCAAGCAUGGUGUUGCUUGGAAGGGACACCUUGCGAAAGCGGAGUAGGGAAGGAACUCUGUUUUUAAUUUUUAAACCCUCUUUAGGACUUAGUUUCCCGAAUCAUUGAUCCAGAGCUUUCUGGGAAGGGGCAGCGUUACUAGGUAAUUUGGGAGAACAGGUGAGAUGGAAGCCGCUUUGGCCGCAGGAGAGUGUUUUCCUUUCCCUCUUGGUUCUGUGGAGUCACUUUAAUGAGGGCAUCAGCAAAGCCCACUGGCAUACAGGGCUUAUCCUCUUCCAGGCCUGAAGUGAUGCAGUUUAACUGCCUGGGCCCCCGGGCCUCUGGGGUUGCAGGCGUUGGGCAGAAGUAAUGGUACUGCUGCUCAGGAAUUCAGAGGGUGUUUGCCUCCCUCCUGUCCUUAUACAACACUUGGGUGAGGUCAUUAGGGACAAUCUAUUGAGAGAUAAGGGAAAUGAGGCAGAGAGGGAGGGUUUAGGCAGCGGACAAAGCAGGUUCUGGGUUAGAAGCCGGGUCUUCUGCGUCCCAGUAAAAGUACUCUUUGCACUGUCUGAUGGCUAAGUAGCUAUGCCUGUUACCAGUGAGCACAGGAUUCAAAUGCAGCUAAACAUGUAAAGACAGCGAACAAGGGCUAGGACCUGAUGGGUUUUGAAAGUAGUUUGCUUGAGGCUGAUGUCAACUCACCCAGAGAUACAUGAGCCAGCCUGGGAAGGGAGUUGGCUAGUUUCAGUGUAGGAUGUCUGUCAUAUUGGAAGAAGAGUUAGGAAACUGGAGCUGCUCCCAGCCCUCACCCUAGGUUUAGGUUGGAUUUUUUGUGAGAAACAAGUUCAUUCUGUACUGCUGGAGGAGUUGAAGUGUCCCUGGAGAGUGGCAGGGCCCUGUGCUCUGGCAGGACCUCAAGGCCUUCCCUCUAGUGGGACCCUGGCUGCAGAAUGCUGGGCAUCCCACCUGGAAUAUGGGAAACCCCUCCCUGUCCUGACCCCAUCACAGCUGCCCUAGGGCUCUGCCCACAGAUCCUGGACCAUCCCUGCCAGCCACUGGACCCCAAAAAAGCAGGCAGGGGUUACCAUGUCUAGAGGGCCCCACUGCUGUUGCCACAGCCUUUGUGCCAGAGGUAAGAAAGCCUUUGGCCUGGGGUGGCAAUAAGCACUCUUGUUAGAAAAGGCCUCACUGAGAAACUGGGGACCUGGGUACAGUGUUGACUUUCACUGUGGCUGAGAGUUUCUGCGACAGGGAAUGGUGGCACCCCUCUGCCUGGAACAAAGAUGUCACUCUGCUACUGCUCACCGGGCCGGUGGUGUCCUGCAAGUGACUUGCCCUCACUGAGCCUCAGUUUCCCUCACCUUAAAAUGGGGAUAAUUAUCUACCUCAAGAUUAUUUCAUAGGGAGAAUAUUAAAACAUGGGUGCAAGAGUCGCAUGUGGACGGUCACAGAAAGCAUGUGAUGCUGUUCAUUCUGAAACAUCACAUGGGGUGUGCUGAGGAACAGUGCUGGGCCCAGGUGCCCAGAAAGUCUUUGGAGCAGCCAGUUCUGGGGAAUGUGUGGGGGCAGUGUGCUGCCAGCUGCCAGGGCCCAGUGAUGUGUCAGAGCAGCACCUGCUGGUGUUUGUUUUCCCCUACUUCUUUACUGUCUCCAUGUGUGCUCUGCCUGACCAAAGGAAAUUUCUUCAUUUUCCUCCUAGUGUCUAAAGGAAUCCUGGGGGGUAAUGGGGGGUUCUGGAGAUCACCUUUCUCAUUUCUGGGUAGCCGAGGUAUUGACAGCAGGCCUUCCAGUCAAGUUUGAAAUGUGUCUGAGUAGAGAUUUCAGUGGUUUCCUUACUUUUUACCCCCUUGUGUUUCAUCAUCCUCACAGCCAGGAAUAAGUUGGGAGAAAAGGGGAGAGAGCCCUGGAAAGCCUUUCUUUUCAUUCAUUUUGUAUGCAGUGGGACCACAGGGUAGUGGCUCAGCCCAAGCCCCCCGACUCCCUUCCCCAUAGACUGCUCCAUGCUCACCACCCCUCCCAGCCUGAGGAAGGGGCUCCUCCAAACCAUCUCACUUUCCUGUGACCUGACCCCACUUAAGGGAUCAUUCUAGUUGCCAUUCCAGUUCUCCAUUGUUUGCAGACUGAGCUAGUUAGUGCCAUUUGGCGUUCCACUCUCGGGGGCAGCUAGCAGCACUCAGCUUGCCUACUGUGCUAGACAGUGCCCUGGUUGCUUGAUUUUGGAGCUUUCUCAUCAGUGCCCUGAGCUUCAUGAAAUCAGCUUGUCUUGGUCCUAUUUUCACUUUGCCUCUUUGUCUCUUUCUCUUGAAUGCCAUCAUUUUGUGGGCUUGUGGUCCUUGCUCUGAAGUUCUUGCUUGACUGGUUCCUUUCCAUUAACAGAAUAAAACAGGUCCAUCCUGUGUGUCCAGGGGAUACUCGGCAACACCUUUACUUGGUUUUAUUCCAUGAUGUGGUGGAAGUUUUCACAGCAGAAAUUUCUCCCUUACUAUGCAGAUGUGGCCCUGUUGGCCCUCUCUCUAUAGCACUUGUCGCAUCUCUGUUCCCUGUUCUUCACUUGUUUACACAAAUGUUUACUUAAAGCUUAAAAUUCUUUCAAUCUGUGAAACGCAAGCUAAAAUAAAAUGGGAUGCUUUUUCAAAAUUAACCAUAGCAUGUAUAGUGUGAUACUACUGUUGUAAAAUCUCAGUAAAUUAAUCCUAACUGCCAUCCAUUCCAGACAUCCAUCCAACCUUUCUUUUCCUUUUAUUUUGUUUUGUUUUAUACAUUUUAUGGUGAAACUUUUAAAGUAUUCACAGAGUACAGAGAAUGGCAUAGUGAAUCUCCAAAUCUCAUCACGCAGCUACAACAAUUGUACCUAGUCUACUGUUCUUUCUCAUCUAUCCCUGCCCUAUAUUCUGUCUUUUUUCCUUUUUGGCUGGAAUAUAUUAAGGUAAAUUUUAGGAAACGUAAUUGCACCCAAAAUACUUGAGUAUGGAUCCUUUUUAAA
Molecule: messenger RNA, 4931 nt
Organism: Manis javanica (Malayan pangolin)
Lineage: Eukaryota; Metazoa; Chordata; Mammalia; Pholidota; Manidae
Source: RefSeq, a predicted model, not a curated record